AUGCGUACCGAAUUGGAUAAAGUUGUAGCCUUGAAAUCAGAAGAGAUCACAUCACUGCAACGGGAUAUCGAAUUGCUUAACUCUAAGACCGAAGACUCCAGCGAACUGGUAGCAAAGUUGAACGCAGAAAUUUCUGCAAAGGAUGUUGAAAUCGAGAAUAUCCGUCAAGAGGUGAGGUUUUUUUCAAGGACUGCAAAAAAGAAGUAA
Molecule: messenger RNA, 207 nt
Organism: Cooperia oncophora
Lineage: Eukaryota; Metazoa; Nematoda; Chromadorea; Rhabditida; Trichostrongylidae
Source: the annotation of a GenBank genome assembly